GCCCUGGAGCUGGCAUCUGGGUCGGGCUGCAGGCCCUGGCCCUCUCCCCCACCACCCCCCAUACAGUCAUCAUGCCUGUGCAGCCGUCGCCGCCCGCUGCCGCCAGUGACCCGGUGACCCCGGAGGCCCGUCUGGGCCCGGUGACCCCGGAGCCCCGGGCAUCCGGACCCCCGUCACAGGCGCAGCCGCUAUUAAGGCAGGAGGCUACCAGGGAGGAGGAAGGGGAGGAGACAGGCGGCCAGGGCGCCUGGGGCACCGGCACGGCUGAGCAACGGCGGCGGGGUUGGGGGGAGGCCGACGAGGGCACGGGGAAGGCCGGCGGCACGGAGGCCGCAGGCUCGGACCCCUCGGCCCGCGGUUCGGGCGACGGGCAAGGGAGCUGGCGGCCGCUUCUCGGCUGGCUACGGCGCCCGCCGCCCCAGUGCUGCCCCUGCGCGGCGCCCCUUCCCCGCUCCGCCGCGCACUGUUGUCAUGGAGGAACCAAGAUGGCGGCUCUGGCCUACAACCUGGGCAAGCGGGAGAUCAACCACUACUUCAGCGUGAGGAGCGCCAAGGUGCUGGCGCUGGUGGCCGUGCUGCUGCUCGCAGCGUGCCACCUCGCGUCCCGCCGCUACCGAGGCAAUGAUUCGUGUGAAUACCUUCUCUCGAGCGGCAGAUUUCUUGGAGAAAAAGUUUGGCAACCUCACAGUUGUAUGAUGCAUAAAUACAAAAUAAGUGAAGCAAAGACUUGCCUUGUAGAUAAACACAUUGCGUUUAUUGGAGAUUCCAGGAUCCGUCAAUUAUUUUAUUCUUUUGUAAAAAUCAUUAACCCCCAGUUUAAAGAAGAAGGAAAUAAGCAUGAAAACAUUCCUUUUGAGGACAAGGCUGCAUCAGUUAAAGUGGAUUUUCUUUGGCAUCCAGAAGUUAAUGGUUCCAUGAAACAGUGUAUCAAGGUGUGGACUGAGGACUCGGUUUUGAAGCCCCAUGUGAUUAUAGCAGGAGCAGCCACAUGGUCCAUCAAGAUUCAUAAUGGGAGCGAGGAAGCACUAUCUCAAUAUAAAAUGAAUAUCACCUCCAUAGCACCGCUCUUAGAAAAAUUGGCCACGACUAGUGAUGUUUAUUGGGUCUUACAAGACCCAGUUUAUGAGGAUCUCUUAAGUGAAAAUAGGAAAAUGAUUACCAAUGAGAAGAUAGAUGCCUACAAUGAGGCUGCAGUCAGCAUCCUGAACAGCAGCACCAGGACCUCUAAGUCCAAUGUGAAGAUGUUCAGUGUUUCCAAACUCAUUGCCCAAGAGACCAUCAUGGAGUCUUUGGAUGGCUUACACCUUCCUGAAUCGAGCAGAGAAACUAGUGCAAUGAUUCUCAUGAACGUGAACUGUAAUAAAGUUGUGAAGCCUGUGGAUGGUUCCUGUUGUCAGCCUCGGCCACCUCUCACUCUCAUUCAGAAGCUAGCUGCUUGCUUUUUCACUCUAUCCAUUAUUGGGUAUUUCAUUUUCUAUGUAAUUCAUCGUAAUGCUCACCGGAAGAAUAAACCAUGUACUGAUUUGGAAAGUGGCGAGGAAAAGAAGAAUAUUAUCAAUACUCCUGUGUCUUCAUCAGAAAUACUUUUACAGUCUUUUUGCAAACUUGGCCUGAUUAUGGCUUAUUUCUAUAUGUGUGACCGUGCAAACCUAUUUAUGAAGGAAAACAAAUUUUAUACACAUUCAUCAUUCUUUAUUCCAAUUAUCUACAUCUUGGUUUUGGGAGUAUUUUACAAUGAAAACACAAAAGAGACUAAAGUGUUGAAUAGAGAGCAAACUGAUGAAUGGAAAGGCUGGAUGCAGCUUGUGAUUUUGAUCUAUCACAUCUCGGGAGCAAGCACAUUUCUGCCUGUGUACAUGCACAUUCGCGUUCUGGUGGCUGCAUAUCUGUUUCAGACAGGGUACGGGCAUUUCUCUUACUUUUGGAUCAAAGGAGAUUUCGGGAUUCAUAGAGUAUGUCAGGUCUUAUUUCGUCUCAAUUUCCUGGUUGUGGUGUUAUGUAUCGUAAUGGAUCGACCAUAUCAAUUCUAUUACUUUGUCCCCUUGGUCACCGUGUGGUUCAUGGUCAUAUAUGUCACUUUAGCACUGUGGCCACAAAUAACCCAAAAGAAGGCAAAUGGAAAUGUUUUCUGGUAUCUCGGCUUACUGCUGAAACUAGGCUUGCUGCUGCUGUGCAUAUGGUUCUUGGCGCAUUCUCAGGGUGCAUUUGAGAAGAUCUUUUCUCUAUGGCCACUUUCCAAAUGUUUUGAACUAGAAGGGAGCGUGUAUGAAUGGUGGUUCAGGUGGAGGCUAGACCGCUACGUUGUCUUCCAUGGGGUUCUGUUUGCUUUCAUUUAUCUGGCUUUGCAGAGGCGGCAAAUACUGUCUGAAGGAAAGGGGGAACCGCUCUUUUCCAACAAAAUCUCCACCUUCCUAUUGUUUGUUUCAGUAGUGUCUUUCUUGACCUAUUCGAUCUGGGCUAGCAGCUGUAAGAACAAAGCAGACUGUAACGAACUCCACCCAUCUGUGUCUGUGGUACAGAUUGUAGCCUUCAUCCUGAUAAGGAACAUCCCUGGAUAUGCCCGUUCUAUAUACAGUUCUUUUUUUGCUUGGUUUGGAAAAAUUUCACUAGAGCUGUUCAUCUGUCAGUACCACAUCUGGCUGGCAGCAGACACAAGGGGCAUCCUGGUCCUUAUCCCUGGAAACCCGACACUCAACAUCAUCGUCAGCACGUUCAUCUUCGUUUGCGUGGCACAUGAGAUUUCUCAGAUCACCACUGACCUCGCGCAGGUCGUUAUUCCUAAAGAUAACCCGUCUCUCUUCCGAAGGCUGGCAUGUACGCUUGCAUUUUUUGGUGGAGUCCUCAUCUUAUCCACCAUUCAAGAUAAAUCAAGACUGUAGGCUCCUACAAUCCUAACAACAAACUCUUCAGGCUUACUUUGCAUCUGCCUAGACAAGAAAAUCAUCUGUCUGAAGAUAUUAAUGACUGUGUAAAUAUAAACAUUUGGCAACAGGACAGUUUUGUGACGUCUGUUGAACUUGUGUGAUUGUAUAUAUCAGCACUGUGUUUAUCCAAUGUGAAAUGCACACAGUGAACCAGGAUGCAUCGUAUAAGAGUGCAUGUGGAAAACACUUUUCUACCAGAUCUGUGUCUCCAUUUAUUGGUGAUUAUAGUUAGCAUAUGAUGGCAGGGAGUGGUGGACUUUCCAGUAAACCUAUGUAAGUACGUUAAUUAGGUGAGUGGCACCACUGUGUGUCUUGAUAUCCUCUGACUGUGUGGUAAUCAUUGCAUCGGCAUCUGUGCACACAGAACCUCCUACUUCACAGACAACUUAGUACCGAAGUGACUUGCAGUGUUCUUUCCUGUCCCAUGUGCAAUGCUGUGGAAUGAGAAACCGUAUGUCUUUAAGCCAUGCGUAUUCAUAUCCGGUGUGUGUUUCCUGAUGUGAUUUUCCCUAGCUGUAGUUUGCGGGUAUGUAAGCCUAAAUCUUUGUACACUUUGCCCUUCACAGAGUUGCUCUAAAGCUCUGUGACAAGGUUUUGUUAUUGUGCAUGUUGUUGUUGCUUAUUUUUAACAAAGCCAAAUUUUCCUUCCAAUCCAAACAGUCUAUUUCUUCUUCCUAAACUAUACCAGAAUUUAAAAAGAAAACAAAACAAAACAACAACAACAAAAACAAAAACCCUACCCCGUGGAUCCAUUAGUGUUUGCUGGUCGCUAAUUAAGUAGAGUAUAUUAUUUCCAAUGUUUGGAAGGUUCUUUAUAGACACUUGGUAUUGCUUAUUAUGCCCUCAUUUUUAAAAAAAAAAUAUUUACCGAUCUGAACCUGUGUAGCAUAAUGAAGUUCCAAAUCUUUGAUUGAAAUGUGUGACCGUAGUAGAAUUUUAAGUAAACUGCUGAUUUUGAACAAUAAAUGAUCUGUUUGUUUUUUACAAGUAACUGUUAGAGGUAUACAUUUAUUUAUCUGUUGUACAGAUCUGAUUAUGAUUUUUAAUGUAUAAAAUAUUGCACUUAUUUGCUCUCAUUCUGUGUGUGGUAAGAUGUAUUUUCUGUUUAUAGUGUGUGACAAUAAGAAGUAAUUUAAACAGUAAAUAAACACUCAGUGGAUGCUUAUUUUUGUAUUGGCAAA
This is a messenger RNA of Mus caroli (Ryukyu mouse), 4105 nucleotides long. It is a transcript of the gene Casd1, whose product is annotated as CAS1 domain sialic acid O acetyltransferase 1. NCBI's taxonomy places the organism in Eukaryota, Metazoa, Chordata, Mammalia, Rodentia, Muridae. Gene Ontology annotation, cellular component: Golgi membrane. Gene Ontology annotation, molecular function: N-acetylneuraminate 9-O-acetyltransferase activity. The record is from RefSeq and is a predicted model, not a curated record.